UUGUUGUAACAAAAUUAGAAUUAGAAUGGCAAUAGUAUCAGCAGCAUCAGCAAGAUCACACACCCGGAAAAAACCCAAAUCUAAUUCUUCUUCUUUUUUCCCUUCAGGACUUUUCUUCAAAUUUCUCCUCGUCUUCAUUGUCGGGUUUUUCGCAUGGGCUUAUCAAGCGGCUUGUCCACCUGCUCCCAAGAAAGUUGGACCUCCAGAUGGACUUCCCAUUACAGCACCUAGAAUCAAGCUUCGUGACGGAAGACAUUUGUCCUACACAGAAUUUGGUGUACCAAAAGAGUCGGCAAAAUACAAAAUAGUUUUUGUUCAUGGCUUUGACUCUGUCAAGUAUUAUGCUGUUAUUGCCACAACAGCCUCCCCAGCUCUAUUUGAAGAUUUAGGGAUAUAUAUUGUUUCAUUUGAUCGUCCGGGUUAUGGAGAAAGUGAUCCAGAUCCUAAACGAACUUUGAAGAGUUUAGCCUUGGAUACCGAAGAACUUGCUGAUCAGCUGGGACUUGGUUCCAAAUUUUACGUAGCAGGCCAUUCAUUGGGCGGGCAAGUGAUUUGGUCUUAUUUGAAGUACAUUCCUAACAGGCUAGCAGGAGCAGUUCUUAUAGCUCCAGUAGUUAACUAUUGGUGGCCUAACUUGCCUGCAAAUUUAUCCCAACAUGAGUUUUCAAAGCAGUUUGUUCAAGAUCAAUGGAGCUUUCGGGUUGCUCACUACUAUCCAUCACUGACCUACUGGUGGAACACCCAGAAAUGGUUUCCUUCUCUCUCUGUUAUUGCUCACAGCCCUGAUGUUCUUUCUCGCCAAGACGUAGAACUUGUGCCAAAGUUUACUGCUGGCAGAGAACCUGUUCAGGGACAAGUGAGACAACAAGGAGAAUAUGAAUCCAUCCACCGUGACUUUAAUAUUGGAUUCGGUACAUGGGAGUUUGAUCCAAUGGAAAUUGAGAAUCCAUUUCCAAACAGCGAAGGAUCCGUUCAUAUAUGGCAGGGCGAUGAAGAUAAACUUGUUCCUGUAACACUGCAACGCUAUAUAGCCCAACAACUUCCAUGGAUUCACUAUCACGAGCUUAAGGGUGCUGGCCACAUGUUCUCUUACGCUGAUGGGAUGAGUGACGCUAUCCUAAAAGCGCUUCUACUUGGUGAAAAAUAGCUAAAAUCAUUCUUAUUGGGCUUGUUUGUACCUGUGUACAUUUUCAGUUUUUCAUGAAUAUUCUUUAACAAGCCGUUAGCUUUUUGUAACAUUGUUUCUCUUAUAUUAUGGGCCUCCUUCAGGUA
Molecule: messenger RNA, 1272 nt
Organism: Erigeron canadensis
Lineage: Eukaryota; Viridiplantae; Streptophyta; Magnoliopsida; Asterales; Asteraceae
Exons: 5
Coding region: 26-1147 (373 amino acids)
Source: RefSeq, a predicted model, not a curated record